AUGCGGCAGGGCGAGCCGCGGCGGCCCAGCCCCUUCCCGACGAGCUGCGCACACCGCGCGGGGGAGGAGUCCCGCCGGCCCCGGCGCCCCGCGCCUCCCGGGAGGAGCUUCCGCGCCGCGGAGAUGCCCCGCGCCGCGCGGCCCCCGCCCCGCGCCCGCCGCGCCCUGGGCCCGCUCCCGCUCCGCUCGCCCCCGCUCCGCCCCGCGCACCUCCGGCCAUGGCGGCGGCGGCGGCCCCGCAGCCCCGCGCCGGGCGGGCCCCGCUGUCCCCGCGGGGCGGUUGGCGGCGGCGGCCCGGACUCCGCGGGGAGACGCCGCGCUGCCCCGGCAACCCCAUUGGCCCAACCGCCUGCCGAUCACCCGCCCCGCGCCUCUGAUUGGCGCGCGGAGCCGCGGCCCGCCCUCUCCCUGUCACCCCGCGGUGGCGGGAGCUCCCGGGAACGGGGUUUGAACGCGCGUUCCCCGGGCGCUGAUUGGUCCGCACGGAGAGCACGCGGCGCUCUGAUUGGCAGCCCCGCGGGGAACGCCCCGCCCCCGGCCGGGCCGCGCCACGUGCGUUGGAUCGAGCGGGAGCAGCGGGACCCGGACCCGGCGGGCCGGGGGUGA
Corapipo altera (White-ruffed manakin) is the source of this 606-nucleotide messenger RNA. Its product is annotated as basic proline-rich protein-like. The record is from RefSeq and is a predicted model, not a curated record. The coding region runs from base 1 to 606 and encodes 201 amino acids. Lineage: Eukaryota; Metazoa; Chordata; Aves; Passeriformes; Pipridae. The transcript has a single exon.